AUGUCAAGAAACGGUACUAUGGAGUCGAACAUUUCGAACCAGUAUUACCAGCAUCAACAACAGCAGAAUCUUCAGCAGUUGCAGAACCUGGAAAAUAAUGUUCACAAUUAUCAACAGUCAAAGUCCUUCACAAGCUCUGAUAGUCGAAACCGUGCCAUUGCUGAGGUAUUGAACCCAGGUUCAGCUGUCCCCCAAGCUGAAGCCCAGAGUCAAACCCAAUCCCAUCAAGCCCAACAAGCUGCUAACUAUCAGUCUGCUGUAGGCCGUACAGGUUCUGUUGCUUCAGCGGCUAUCAAUUCCAAUCCAAAUCAACAAAAGAUACACCACCAACCUUCACAAUCAAGAAGAAUAAGUACACAAUCAGCAGUAGGAGGAGGUACAGAUCCAAGAACUCCAUUUGCUGUUCAAGUUCCAACAAAAGCUAAUCCAACAGAAGUCCUGGCUUUUAGAUUUUCAGCUUGGAGAAGUAUCAUAACUUCAUUAUUACAAUACUUGACAGAGAUUGUUAGUAUCCAAGAUGAAGUUGUUCGUCAACAAAUUAGACUAUCUCAUGCAGUAAGUUUCCCAGCAUUCCAAGACACUUCAAAGACGAAUCAACCUAUUCAACAUGGUGAAGAUACUAUACACCAGAAUUUUUUCCUUCCAGUAGGCAAUGGCUCAAUUCAUGAUUUACCAAAUGUUUUAAUUAAUUUCCAUUCAAGCUCUGCAAAUCUGGCUUCUAAAGCUUCCAAAGAAUUAAACACAAAUGUUAUUCCAAGAUUAGAUGAUUUAAGAAGAGAGUUACUAGUGAAAAUUAAAGAAAUUAAAGGUCUAAGUUCGGAUUUCAAGAACAAUGUUGCUAAAGAAGUUGGCCAAACUAAAAUGGAUUUACAACAUUUUUUGAAAUCUAUUGAAGAAGCUAAAUAUAGUGCUCACAAUGUCCAACCAAAGAAUGAUCCAUACUUAACAAAAAUUACACUAGAAAAACAAUUAAAACGUCAAUUGGUUGAAGAAAAUUAUUUACAUGAAGCAUUUAUUAAUUUACAAAGUUCAGGUAAAGAAUUGGAAAAAGUUGUUGUUAUUGAAGUUCAAAAUGCUUUAACUGUUUAUGCUAAAUUAUUUGGUGAACAAGCACAAAAUGUUUUCGAUAAAUUAAUUUCAAAUCUUGAUUAUGGAUUUUUAACAAAACAACCAUCUUUUGAAUGGGAUCAAUUUGUUGCUAAAGAUAAAAAUUUUAUUGAUGAAAACUUACCAAAGAGGGAUUACAAAUCAAUUCAAUAUGAUAAAAUUAAUGAUCCAUUAACUUUUGAAGUUCGUUCUUCAUUUUUAGAAAGAAGAUCAAAAUUCUUAAAAUCAUAUUCAAGAGGAUUUUAUGUGUUGACUCCAACAUUUUUACAUGAAUUUAAAACAGCUGAUCGUAAAAAAGAUUUAUUACCUGUUAUGUCAUUACCAUUAGAUGAUAUCGAAUUAGAAGAACAUUCCAAAAGAGAAACUAAUCAAUAUAAAUUUGUUUUGAAAAAAGUCGGUAAAUUAUCUUCACAUAAAUUUAUUUUCAGAGCUGAAAGUUAUGAUUUAAUGUUAAAUUGGUAUAAUGAUAUCAAAAAUUUGAAAAAUUUAUCAAGUCCAACUAGUAGAGGUGUUUAUGCUUCAAAGCAUCAUACUGCAAAGAGUCAAUUAUCAAGAGUUAGUACAAAUACUUCAAGAGUUGUUAGACCAAAUUCAGCUCAUGGGUCAGCUAAUGAUACUGCAACUAUAUUAUCUGCCCCUAAUAAUAAUCAAUCAUUACCUCAAACGUCUUCAACUCCAAUACCUCAAUCCAUGAUUGGUCCUGAUGGUGUUAUUUACAAGGCAAUUGGCUCAACAACUGAUUUAACUCAAACCCCUCAACAAAUACAAAGACAAUCAUUACCACCUGAUUCACGUCAACAAACUCAAACCCCAGUCCAGCAACAACGUUAUUCAUUACAAUAUGCUCCUCAAGGACAACCUCAACAACAAUUAUCCCCUUACCCAACAACCGCACCAUUCCAAGAUAAUCAUUAUCCUGUUCAAGUUCCUGCAUCUACUCAAUCAAAUCUACCUGUUAUUAAUAACCAGUACCCUCAACAACAACAGCAAUUAUCUCCUCAUCCACAACAAUUUUAUAGCUUACCUCAAGAACACUAUUUAUCAACACCAGCAAUGUAUGUUGAAGCACCAACACCUUUAAUGAAUAAUUAUGCUAAUAAUAGUCCACAGCAAACAUCAAAAUUUAGAAACUCAUUAGAUUCUUAUCCUCAAGCUAAUAGAGCUCCAAACGAAUAUGAAGCAGACGGUAGUGGUUUAUCAGAAGAAACAGCUAAGACUACUAAAAAGGAAACUCAUACUGGAGAAGAAGGAUUUGGUCAAAUGUUAAAUCAACAUAGAUAG
Hansenula ciferrii is the source of this 2388-nucleotide messenger RNA. It is a transcript of the gene SLM1, whose product is annotated as phosphatidylinositol 4,5-bisphosphate-binding protein. The transcript has a single exon. Bases 1 to 2388 code for a protein of 795 amino acids. The record is from RefSeq and is a predicted model, not a curated record. NCBI's taxonomy places the organism in Eukaryota, Fungi, Ascomycota, Saccharomycetes, Phaffomycetales, Wickerhamomycetaceae.